Messenger RNA from Sander lucioperca (pikeperch), 3866 nucleotides. Its product is annotated as cadherin-12-like. The record is from RefSeq and is a predicted model, not a curated record. Bases 600 to 3014 code for a protein of 804 amino acids. The transcript has 12 exons. Gene Ontology annotation, biological process: multicellular organism development; adherens junction organization; homophilic cell-cell adhesion. Gene Ontology annotation, molecular function: cadherin binding; calcium ion binding. Gene Ontology annotation, cellular component: plasma membrane; adherens junction; catenin complex. NCBI's taxonomy places the organism in Eukaryota, Metazoa, Chordata, Actinopteri, Perciformes, Percidae.
ACUUCCUCUCUCCCUAUCUGAUGCACACACAGACAAGCUUCUUUCUCUCACUUCACCGCUCACUCCCUCGCUCGCUCUCAGUCGUCAUUCUGUAACCGCACGGACGCGCUCCACUUUGGUACAGCUCCUGUGUAUUUUCCAGCUAUUCCGAAAGCUGUUGUCUCUAACUCGCGCAGCACAUACACGCACAAGCGAUCCGUUCGGUUCAGGCGUGGGGCUCAAACUGUACACAGAGAGCGGGAUAAUGAAAGAAAAGCACCAAAGAGGAAAGCAGGGUGAGAGAGGGAAUUAAAAGAGGAGUAAAAGCAGCAAAGGAAAAGAGUCUGCUCUCGCGAAAAGGUGGGAGGACAGUUUGAUUCAGUGAUCAUUUGGAAUAAACUGGCUACGUCUCUGCUCUAAAGUGUCCCACUAAAGGUGAUGAGACCAUAAAUCUCUGAGUGGCAUCCCGACAGAGCCAAGAAAACUGCUUUGUGGGCACCGGCACAGCCCCCCCCUCCCACCUCACCCAUUUCCCAUAACCACCGUUACAAGUUGUUUCAGCGUGGCUCAGCUCUCAGCACUGGACUUUAACUUGGGGACCUGAACCUCACAGAUCGCCAAUGCUAACAAGGAACUGCCUGCUGCUGUUCCUCUGGAUUCUUGUCGACGAAGGCUCAGUCUCUUGUUUACGUCCACCUACACCACCACUGGGACGGAGCAGGACGGGGAGGGAGCACGCCAGGAGCUUGGUGGGCCCGAUGAGGAAUGGGGCAGCUGGAUUUCAACGGGUCAAAAGGGGCUGGGUGUGGAACCAGUUCUUUGUACUGGAGGAGUACAUGGGGUCAGACCCGCAGUACGUGGGCAAGCUACACACUGACCUCGAUAGGGGCGACAAUGUGGUGAAGUACACUCUCUCGGGAGACGGGGCUGGCUCCAUUUUCACAAUUGACCAAACAACGGGGGACAUCCAUGCCUUAAGGAGUCUUGACAGGGAGGAGAAGCCUUACUACACCCUACGCGCCCAAGCGGUUGACAUGGACACCAAUAGGCCCCUAGAGCCUGAAUCAGAAUUUGUAAUCAAGGUUCAAGACAUCAACGACAAUGAGCCAAAAUUCCUGGAGGGACCAUAUACGGCCAGUGUCCCUGAGAUGUCACCAGUAGGGACAUAUGUGACGCAAGUGACAGCCACAGAUGCAGAUGACCCUACCUAUGGAAACAGUGCUAGAGUGGUAUACAGCAUCCUCCAUGGCCAGCCAUACUUCUCUGUUGACCCCAAAACAGGUGUUAUAAAGACAGCCUUGCCUAAUAUGGACCGAGAGGUGAAGGAACAGUACCAGGUAUUAAUCCAGGCCAAGGACAUGGGGGGCCAGCUGGGGGGGCUGGCUGGGACCACCACCAUCAACAUCACUCUCAGCGAUGUCAACGAUAAUCCACCCAGGUUCUCUAAAAGUUUCUUUCACCUACGAGUUCCUGAGUCUUCUGCAGUGGGGUCUGCUGUCGGGAGAAUCAAAGCCCAUGACUUGGACAUCGGGAGAAAUGCCGAAGUAGAGUACACCAUUGUGCCAGGUGAUGGAGGCGCCAUGUUUGACAUCACCACCAAUGAACACAACCAAGAGGGGAUGAUCAUUCUCAAAAGGCCCUUGGACUAUGAAAGCAAGAAGGCAUACACCUUUAAGGUAGAUGCCUCCAAUGCUCAUCUGGAUCCACGAUUUCAAAGCUUUGGGGCCUUCAAAGACACAGCAACAGUGAAGAUUAACGUUUUGGAUGUGGAUGAGCCUCCGGUGUUCAAUAAGCCCUCCUAUGUGAUGGAUGUGUAUGAGGACACACCCGCAGGCACCAUCAUCGGAGCAGUGACAGCACAGGAUUUAGAUGCCAGCAGCAGUCCAGUCAGGUAUUCCAUUGACUGGAAGAGUGACUUGGACAGCUACUUUGACAUUGAUCCAGUGGAGGGAACGAUUUCCACAAACGAACUCCUUGACAGAGAGAGCAUCGCCCAGCACAAUAUCUCCAUCGUGGCGACCAAACUUAAUAGUCCAGUUCUGAGCAGUCGGGUGGCCGUCACCGUCCAUGUGUUGGACAUCAACGAGUUCCCACCGGAACUCUCCAGUCCGUAUGAGACCUUUGUGUGCGAAAAUGCCAAAGUGGGACAGGUGAUUCAGACUUUCAGUGCAAAAGACCAGGAUCUACCGACGGCUGGACAACAGUUCUCCUUCAAAUCACCAAAGGAAGAAGACAUGAAAAACAAGAAUUUCACCAUCCGGGACUUUGGAAACAACACAGCUGGAAUUGUGACAAAGCGGAGUGGCUUUAGACGGCGUUUGCAUGAGAUCUAUUUCCUUCCUGUGGUGAUUGACGAUAAUGGCUACCCUCCUAAGAGCAGCACCGGCACCCUGACCAUCCGCGUAUGUGGCUGCGAAGCAGACGGUUCCCUGCUAACUUGCAGCGCUGAAGCCAUCUUUCUCCCUGUGGGUCUCAGCACUGGAGCUCUGAUUGCCAUCCUUCUGUGUAUCAUCAUCCUGUUAGUAAUCGUGGUCCUCUAUGUGGGCUUGAGACGGCAAAAGAAAAAGGAAACACUCAUGUCAUCCAAGGAGGACAUCCGGGAUAAUGUGAUCCACUAUGACGACGAAGGAGGGGGAGAGGAGGACACGCACGCAUUUGACAUGGGGACACUUCGCAAUCCUAAGGUUGUCAAAGAGAACCUGUUCCGCAGGGACGUCAAACCUGAGAUGAAGAGAGGUCCCAGGCCACCUGUCUCUCAGGACAGCGCCGACAUCCGAGAUUUCAUCAACCAGCGCCUGAAAGAGCACGAUGUGGACAACUCGGCACCGCCCUAUGACUCCCUGGCCACGUACGCUUACGAGGGCGACGGCUCUGUGGCCGAGUCGCUAAGCUCCAUCGAGUCCCUCGCCAUAGACCUCGAGGAGGACUAUGAUUACCUCAAUGACUGGGGGCCCCGCUUUAAGACACUAGCAGGGAUAUUUGGGGAACAGUCAGAAACUCAGUCGGACUCAACCACCACGGAGAACACACAUUGAUGUUUUUCACAGACUCGAAAAGUUCUUUUGGUUGACAACACACACACACACACACACACGCACACACACACACACACACACACACACACACACACACACACACACGUUUUACCAUUGUUUUCCUCCCAUGUUAUCUGUUUUCAUCUUUUUUCCAGCUCACCGUUUUCUAUUUUAUGUGGUACUUUACCAUGCUCAGUCCCAAAAUUGUAAAAAAAGAAGAAAAAAAAGAAGAAAAUGAGGGAACAUAAGGAAACAUGAUUAGAUGAGCCAAGCAGCCAUUCAAUUACCUUUCAAUUGAAUGUUCUCGUCUUACGUUUUGUUUCCUCUUGGGGAAUACGCAUAUACACGGAAAUGUUGUCAUUUCCUAGAACAUCCUUAAAAGUGCCUCAAUAUAAUUGUUCUUUCACUUGCUAUUUCAUGCCACAUAUCCAGUGUUGAUCCUUACAACCCCACAGGUUAAGCUUAUUCAGUCAGUAUACUGUGCUCUGACUGGCUGAGGCAUCUACCAAGACCAGUGUCAAGUCUGUGGGGACAACGAAGUGGCCCGAGUUUGGCCAAAGAUGUUUUGAAUGUUAUUUAUUGUUCUAUUUAUUUAAUGGCUGAUUGAGUUUGAUUUGAUUAUUGUGUAUUUAUCUAUUUAUCUCUCAGUCAUCAAUCUGUAUUUUUUAUUUUUGCAGACACACAAGGGAUUUUUGUAAUUAAAAAGGCCCACAUGAAAAUGUAUGUUUCUGUUAGGUGGGUCCUGUGAAUAGACUUGUACUAGAGUUGUAAAAAAAUGAUUAGGGCUAAAUACUGCAGUUCAGUCAUGUAAUAAACACAUUUUUCUUAAAUAAACCACACUUGGAGAAGUUC